GGGCUGGCUGAGGUUGGUGGGGUUGUGCCCCACUUAUCCUAAGGUACCAGUCUCCACUGCAUAAUCAUCAUCACCACCACCUGCCCUGGUUGGUGCAUGCAGUGGGGCUGUGAACGCAGUGGUAACAUCACUUGAGGACACCCCUAUGUAAGCAUCUUCUGGCGCCUGUCCUGGUUUCCAUGGCAACAGGAUGCUGCAACAAAGGGGUGACUGGCAUAGCAGGUACCAUAAUACCAGAGGCUGAAGAGGGCAGAAAGCAUGUCAACCUUGACAAGACCUUUGUACUGCUAACCCGUACUGCCACCAGAAGCAGUAGCCUCUCCCUUUUCUUUUGCUUUGCACCAAGUGUUUUUGCGUGGUUGGAAUCUGCCUGCUAAAGCCUCUUGCCAGUGGUGUAGCAUGGGUUGCCAGCCCCCAGGGCUGUGUGGAGUUGGAGGGAGAGAAACAGAUGGCGUUUGCAUGUCCAUUCAACUGCCUAACGGUGUCUGCGUCACCCAGGAGAUUGCAGCUGCAGAGAAAAGAAGAGUCGUUCUGUUGUCUGGAGCGGUCACUUCCUGGUUCGCAUGGAGAAGCCAUUUUCAAUUAAGCCCAGCUACAGAAGCACGCAGUUGUAUUGUGGCAGCACCAGGGUUGAAAUUUUGCGCCCCCUAACAAUGUGGUACCUGGGGCAACCACCUACUAUCUCUUGUCCGUCUGAAUGGAGGAGAGUGGAGAGGGGUGUGUGAGCAUUUGUAGAAACUAGAGAUGUAGGUAGAAUUUACAUUCAUUGCCCCACCCACUUUUGCCUCUGGCCCCUCCCCCAACGGCAUGUGACCCCUAGAAAUUUCCCAGAAGAGAAUGCAACCCUCAGGUCGAAAACGGUUCCCCACCCCUGUAGUAAACGAAAACACAGGAUCUGAUGUCAUCUUGUUUCCAUCUUGUCAUCUCAAGUUUCCUUGAGGCCCCCCCCCCAACUUUAUAGACUGGCAUCAGUAGAAGCAGGAAAACACAGGCGCAAGGUCACACCAUAGUGUUUUUGUUGACUGCCUAGAUAUUGCCUGGAGACAAGGGAAGGGGAGAGGAGACAGUGGACUGCUUCUUUUGGCUGCUGCACAGAGAUCUCCACAAUGCCUAUUUCCAGACUUAGGUAUGGGAAGCAUGCACAGCCCACAUUCAAAGACAAACCAACUGUGAUUACCAGAUGCCUGGAGAAAAGAACAUGAUGAUUAUUGGGUGCAGAGAUUUUUGACCUUUGAUCCAACAAGGCAAGUUUUAUGUUCUUUUGCACAGCUCUGCCCUUUCAGGUUAUUGUUCUGCUCUCUCCUUCCAAUGUCUUGGCUGUUUGUGCUAUUAAAUAAGAACAUGACAUACUUAUUAUUUACCUUAGUCUAGUGCAAAGAUGGGCCAGGCUGGCAAUACAUUACGAGCUGGGUUGCCAUUGUUAGCCAAAUACCUUAAUUGCACGCAGUAGUUAGCAAACCUGCAUUGUAUUUUCAAGAACCCAGCUAUAAUCCUGAUUCACAGCUGUUAUAUAAAAAAGAGAGGUGCCAGCACUCAGCUUCCCUGGAAAACAUCGUCCUCUUACCUUGAAGCGCACACACAGAUAAACACACACACAUUCAUACAGGGGCCGCUUUUAAUAUUUUAAUAAAUAUAUUAAUAUUUCUGCUUCGCUCUCUCCUCUUCCCACAAUUUCUCAUUAUCGUUCUCAAUGCCCUCUCCAUAAAAUCUUUCUCUUUUAUUAGAGCAGAAGGGUGGAGAGGGCAUCGAGAGAGAGAAGGAAAAUGAUGGAGAGGGAGAAAUGGAAAGAUGAAUAUAUAUUCAUUAGAAGUGGCCCCCAUAUAGAUGUGUCUUCUCAGUCCUUUUCUGCUGAUUUGCCAGGUUUCCAGGACAGUAGCAUAGCAUGGGGGCAGUUGCCCUGGGGGCAGAAUUGUUUGGGCACGAAAUUUCAACACCCAGUGCUGCCUCAGUAGAGCUGCACAUUUCUGGUUCUGGGUUCCGUUGAAAAUGGCUUCUCCAUGCAAACCAAUAUAUGACCUCUCCAGACAAUGGAAUGACUCUUCUUUUCAUAACUGUGGCUACAAUCUCUUGGGUGACGUGGACGCCGUUAGGUAGUUGAAUGAGCAUGUGUACUCCGUCUGCUUCCCUCCCACUCACCCCCUCUGCAUGACCCCGGGUGCUAGCAACCUACGCUCCGCCACUGCUCCAGGAUAUCCAAGUGCUGACAUCUCUGGAAAGUCUAAAAUCUGAAACCUGGAAGCAUAGUUUCAAGGGGCAGAGUCCAAAUUCCAAAGCUUGACUUAGCAGAAGGCAAAUAAUAAUAAUAAUAAUAAUAAUAAUUUAUUAUUUAUACCCCGCCCAUCUGGGCGGCUUCCAACAAAAUAUUAAAAUACCAUAAUACAUCAAACAUUAAAAGCAUCCCUAAACAGGGCUGCCUUCAGAUGUCUUCUAAAAGUCUGGUAGCUGUUGUUCUCGUUGACAUUUGGUGGGAGGGCGCCACUACCGAGAAGGCCCUCUUCCCUGUAACUUGGCUUCUCGCAGUGAGGGAACCGCCAGAAGGCCCUCGGCGCUGGACCUCAGUGUCCAGGUAGAACAAUGGGGGUGGAGACGCUCCUUCAGAUAUACUGGACUGAGGCCGUUUAGGGCUUUAAAGGUCAGCACCAACACUUUGAAUUGUGCUCAGAAACGUACUAGGAGCCAAUGUAGGUCUUUUAAGACCGGUGUUAUGUGGUCAAUCCAGUUUGGUGUAGUGGUCAGACUGCUGGACUACAACCAGGAAGAACAAAGUUUUCAUCUGAACUUCGCCAUGAAGCUCACUGGAUGACCUUGGGACAGUCCUUGUCUUAAGUUGUGUGAUAUUUGGAUCAUGCAAUUACACUCCUAGAGGAUUACCUGCUUUUGGAGAAGGCUGCCUGUUGCAUCUCUUAAUGAACCAGUCAGGUGGCUUGCCCAUAGCAGUAACUCACACAGAAGUGGUGUGGAGAGAAUGAAGCAGAUCUUUGAUUCAGAAAAGGCAUGCCUCUGUAGUUUGUGAAACACCAACCUAUAGGCUAGAUCAAACUGUAACUGUUCUUGUAGCAUAGGAAUAUAGCUGGAGUGAAGAACCUGUGCCUCUCUAGACCUUCUUGGACUCCAACUCCCAUCAGCCCCAGCCAGCAUAGCCAAUGGUUGGGAAUGAAGGGAGUUGUAGUCCAACAACAUUUGGUGGGCCACAAGUUCCUCACCCAUAGAAUAUAGCCUAUUACAUCCAGAAUAUGGGACUUCCUUGAGCAGAUUCAUAGACCAAUGCCUUCAUUGGGGUUUAAUUUGAGUGACAGCACACCAGGACUCAGCUCUGGGGUCCGUUCUAAAUGCCAAAUCUCAGCCUUCGAACAUGAAGAAAGGUGCAUAUGCAGAGUGCCUCUUCCUCACUACUGAGCAACUAGAUGGGGACAAGGCUUUCAUAUAAGAGAGCAUGCCAGAAUCACAUUUAAUAUGCCUUGUAUAUUAUUACUGUUAUGUGUAUAUUUAUGUGUGCUUUAGCAAUUCACUCACGCAGAAAUGAGCCAGCAUCCAGCUACCAUGUUCUGAGAGCUAAUGGAUUUCCAAGAAAACUCAUCAGAGUGGAAUCAGGGUCUGCAAUAUGCAGCACAAUAGACUGUGUUGGAACCAAUAAGACUCUCAAUGACUGAUUAGGUUGCGCGUCCACUCCAUCUUGGUAAUUGCUUUUCCCAUCUAGAUGAACAGUACAGGCAGCCUGUUCUCAGGUGGUCUCACAGUGGGGUUUAUUGAUACAUAAAUGCAGUGGUUAAUUGCUAAAAUUGAGAGAAGCUGGGGCCCAAAUUGGUUGGGAUGCAAUAUCCCUUAACAAAGACACUGCUCAACCCUAGAUGAGUAUGGGUGUGAUGGCUUGAUUGAUAUUGGAGAAAGGCCUUGUAUACAUGCACUGUGAAAUCACUCCGCCUUCUUGUUUUAUUAUCUAGAUAUCUAUGUGAUUUCUGUUCUGUCCCUCCAAAGGAGACCGGGGCAGCAAGCACCAAAGUAAUAAAAUAGUAUUUUUAAAUGCCAUACAUUUAAAAACAUUUUUGAACAUUAAGAACAUGUAAAAACAAGCCAAUAGUUUCAAGGUUGCCAACAGCUACAGUGAGGGGGGAAAGUAUUUGAUCCCCUGCUAAAUUUGCCUGCUUGUCCUCUGACGAAGAAAUGACCAGUCCAUAAUUUUAAUGGUAGGUUUAUUGUGAGAGACAGGUGCUUCUAAACUCAGCUUGUUACAUACAGUGAAGAUACCAAGUAGCCUGACAUCUGGCUGGUUGAUAGGGGAUCAAAUACUUAUUUCACUCAUUAUAAUGCACAUCAAUCUCUGACUUUUGUCUUCUGGGUUUCUGGGGGUUUUCCCGUUGUUAUUCUGUCUCUCACAGCUACAAUAAACCUACCAUUAAAAUGACUCUUCCUGCAUUUGACACUUCUAGAAAGGAGUUCAGAAUGCCUUCCACAGGUUAGAGAGUUUGCAGUUGACAUCUCUGAAGUUUUGCAUUUGAUUUCAUAGGGAAGGGGGGUUUCUUUGUUACGUACUAAAUUGUCCCUGGCGUUUUUAGCAGGUGCAUUAUGCAAAUUUAGCAGCAAGGGUGGAUAAACUAUGGAAAUUGGUGUGUUAAAAAAAAAGAAGACAACAGAGACACUUUGUAGCCCAGGGAUCAGGUGCUUCAGAGAUUUUGAGUUUACAUGGAAAGCAGCCUGAGUAACUGAAUAUUCUUUGGGCAUCAGACAUUGCUGCACACACUUUAUUUAACCAACCCGGCUAGUGAGUUCACACUCCUCUCCAUCUUCGCUAAAGUAAAUUGAACCCAAUUCUAGUCCUGCUAUUACGUCUUUGGUUCUGUAAACACAAAUUUCAGAAAAGCAAUUAUGUUUGACUCAUGGGAGAGGGUGCAUAUACCUGUAGAGAUGCAGGAGUCAAAAUAAGGAGGCUGGUGUACUUGAAAAAUCGUGCCACAAUAAACCACGACAUCUUUUCUCUGUCGAAUGCAUUUUGGCCAAUCCCUAACAUACGGCAAAGUAAUAUCAACCUAUUAUUGCCUGUUCCACAGAUAAAUAAUAAUGAACAGUCUAGGGAACAGUGGAUUGCACAAGUAUGUACUGUCCAAAGGAAGGAUGUUUGUGCAAUAGCGAAGACAAAAGGACAACAAGUUAAUCAAAGAAAUAUAUAAUCAAGGUAAGCAUUCCGUAUCCCUGACCAUUUCUGAAGCACAUAAGAUGCUAUACACAAGUGGACACAGUGAAUUAGUCAAUAAAAAUGAAGAAUCUGUUUUAAAAAACCUUGCAAACAAGAUUGCCCCAUUUCACCAGCUGAGUCCUCAGUGGAUUUCAAUAGUUUCCGGUUGCAGAUUCGCUGGAUUGAUGCAGAGACAGUCAAAUGUGUUUUACAUGUGAGCGCUCUGGAAAAAAGAGCUUACCAACCAAAUGGGACUGAAAGAACUUGUGCAGGUGUAUCACAAAAUCUUAUGUAGGAUAGAGAUAGAUGUGUCACUCUAUUCUGGUCCAGGGCAGGGAAUAGGCCUGACUCUUACCCUGUGCAGAUGGUCAGAGCUGGAAUCAAGUAGUACAGGAUGUGUCAGGAUGUUUGUUUUGAUCUCACAUUGUUUUUUGUUAGAAGAGACUUCUUUCUUUUGUUGAUAAUUCACUACAACCACAUUUGUUUCAUUAUUUGUUCGUUAGGCUCAUAUUUAUUUUCGUUAUUCUAUUUCUUUUCAUUACCACUGUGUGAUGGCAGCAGUAAAGCUCAUUUUGGCAGCCGUUCUUGGUGGUCACCAUUUUAUUUCCCCAUAAUACCCUGCACAUAGCAUUGUAUCAGGGCAUUCUAGAGGGAAAUAGCAACUUUUAGACAACAACAACAAUUUUAUUAUUUGUAUCCCGCCCAUCUGGCUGGGUUGCCCCAGCCACUCUGGGCGGCUUCCAGCAUAUACAGAAACAUAAUAAAACAUCAAACAUUAAAAAUGGCCCCAGUUCCCUAGCUCUUAGUUUCUUAUGGCAGCCUUUAUUCCACACCCACACACAGAAGGACCCAACACGACGCAUUCUGAGGAAAUAAAAUGUAAUUUGAUUCAUUACUUAUUCACUAGAUUCCCAUUUGAUUCAUAUCUGUUUUCAUUUCUCCUUCCCAUUUUUCUUUUACUUUUAUGUUUCACCAUUCUGGUUGAUCAUCAUUUUAUUUCCCCAGAAUGGCCUGGACACUGCAUCAUUCCAAGGCAUUCUGGUAGUAAAUAGCAACUCAUGUGGCAGCCUUAAUUUCCUCUCCACACCCUCAAAGAAUGCACCAGCAUAUCCUUCAACACUUUGAAGCCAAAAUCCGCGACACCACCUUCCUGGACACCAUCUCCCCAUAGUUUAAGGGUUUGGGGCUGCAUGCAACAUCACAACCCCCAAAAAGCACGUUUCUUGGGGAAUCAUGCCACAAAAUCACAUGAGAUCACAGCAACCAAAAUGGCUGCUGUUCUCUUGCAAUAAAAAACAGGAUGUCCCAUUUUUUCCCAAGGCUCUGCUAAUGACAUCAUGUAGGUGUCAAAGUGAGAGUUUCACAGAUAUGGAUAACAUGUUUAGGUGGCAUAACAUCAUCAACUGGGGAGGCCUGAGGACCACCCAAGGGACAGACUGACCAGGGAUGGUGGUGACUCUUCCAUGGCCACCCAUGGUGUAGGAAAGGAAAGGAAGACAUUCAGUCUGCCUUUAGUCCAGAGGUGGGGAAAUUGUAUCUCUCCAGAAGUUGCUGGACUACAACUCCCAUCAUCCCUGACCAUUGGCUACACCAGCUAGGGCUGAUGGGAGCUAUCUGGAUGGCUACAGGUUCACCACCCUUGCUUUAGUCCAGCCCAAGUGUCACUAAUCCAAUCUCAUUCUGCAUCUUCCGAGGACCAAAUCUGAUUUAUCAGUUCCUAGUGUUUGACCAUACUGCUGAGUCAUUCAAAACAAAGCGUGAAUGAUGCUCCUCAGUGUCCUUUCUCUGUCAUAGCCUUUGAUGCCUCAGAGGAAGCGGGCGUAAAAUAUGCCCAAGAACAUAAGAAGAGACCCGCUGAAUCAGGUUAGUCCAACAUCCUUUUCUUGCAUUGGCCAACCAGAUGCCUAUACAGUGGUACCUCGGGUUAAGAACUUAAUUCGUUCUGGAGGUCCGUUCUUAAUCUGAAACUGUUCUUAACCUGAAGCACCAUUUUAGCUAAUGGGGCCUCCUGCUGCUGCCGUGUCUCCGGAGCACGAUUUCUGUUCUCAUCCUGAAGCAAAGUUCUUAACCCGAGGUACUAUUUCUGGGUUAGCAGAGUCUGUAACCUGAAGCAUAUGUAACCUGAAGCGUAUGUGUUAGAGAUAUCUGGUGGCUGCUCGAGAACAAUCGGGCAAUAUGCCUCAAUGCUCUGUUCUAAAGCUUUCUUAUUGGUGGUAAAAACCUUUAGAACGCAGAGCGCCUCUAUUCCAUGUCUUGCUCAUUCACUGGCAGAAUCUGAGAGUGGGCAGUCCUUAAAUCUUCCCCAGCAGAGUAGUUUCUUGACCCCCAGUCUGCGCCUCCCCUCUCUGCGUGAAAGCUUACUGCGCAAGGAAGGCUUGGGUAACGCGGGACCUCCCUCCUCCCCGCUUUGCUCAGGCAAGGUGUCCUGGCACCGCCUUGCAUCCUCCAAGCCCUGCGCCUCCUCCACUGAGGAAGUGCUGCUUCCCACGAUCUUUGGGGGCUCUCUGUAAUCCAUCCACCUUUUCCCCUCUUGCUCCUGAGCCAAUGGCAGUUCCCAGACAGUAUGUAACCCGAGGUACCACUGUAUUUUGGAAGCAUUUAUCCAACCAAAAAACAUGUACAUAAGUUUGUGUAUGAGGGGAAAGUGUGCAUGAAGGAUGCAUAUAUGUUGGUGAAAACAAAAUACAAAAAUGCCUCCUACUGGGGAAAACUGCUUGCCAGAAUGAGAUGAAAUGAGAUAAAAUCACGUACAAGUAAGUAAUGCUAGGAGAUUUGUUGGCUGGCAUCCGUCUGUCUCGGGAGACAAUGGAAGAGUGCUCCUUUGAGGGGUGAAGUCAAGCCAUUGGAGAGUUACAGUGCUUGCCAUGCCCUAAAAUUCUGAAAUUUCUUUUGUGAGGACUGUUAAACAUAGUAGUCAUAGGCUGGUGCCAGAAUGUGGCGAAUUGAUGGAGAAAUGAGAAGCCAGUGUGGAAGGAUUUGCCCAUCCCCACCUCCAGCCAAAGCACCUAGCUUUUCUCACAGGUGCUCUCCUAGAAUCAGCUGGGGCAAACCAGUUACAGCCUGUUCUAGGUGGGUGACUCACACUCUAAAUACUUGGAACAACCAACAGCCCCAUUGUCCCCCACCUUAAGGCUGUAUCAAAGCCUGAAGAAAUCAGGUCCUCUUCCUUUACUUUCCAUAACAGAGGAGCAUGACUCACAAUGGUUCAUUAUAGGUGCACAAACAUCAACCUCACUUUUCAUUCUUGACAUUCUGUAGACAAUUCUGAAUUAUAGGUUAACUCGGUUGGCACUCAGGUAGCCAAGGUCAGGACAUCCCAGGGAUGGCAAAUAUGAUGGGCUGCGUCUCAGCGAGAUACCUGCUGUCCCUACUAUUUUCGUUCCAGUUAUUUACAUUCCAUUCCCAGAAUGCGCACAAAGAGACACUUGUACAACUCGGACGAAGCCUUAGGAGGAAGAGGGUGGUGACAUCAGAACAGAGCUCCUGUUUUUUUGUUGACAGUAAGGACAGAGAAACCGUUGUUACUUGAGCACUCCAUGAACAUUUUUUGUUUUUUUAAAAAAAUCCUUUCAAAUUACAUACCCCGCCAGGAACACUCCAUUCUGCCAGGAACCUCAUUGUUCCUACCUCUUUGUUGGUAAUUAUAACCUACUUCUGUACUUGUUUUGAAACUUGGAGCCAAAUAUUGUUUUUCCUCAGAGGGUCAUCAACACACAUACCUCUUGAUGAACAGGUAAGCCAUCGCAAACAGAGCUAUUUGUAUGUCACACUCCAUGCAGAAGCAUAGAAAAACAUCAAUGGACAGUAUAUGAAACACUUUCUCUGGGAUUCAGCUUUCUAGUUAGAAUCUCUGUUUCCACUUUUUUUAAAAAAAAUCAAGUUUGACUCCUCAAGGUGAUUAUAAAGAUACACCUGGCAACAUGCAGGUAGUAGAUUCUCAGAGAUGACAUGUAAGAGGAUUAGGGGUUGGGUGGGGCUGCACAAUGCGCUAUAUAACUUCUUGCCACAAUUCACAACUGCCAGAAGCAGACUAAAAUACUCCAAGUAGUAAAAUGGCUACAUCUAUUAUGAUAAAGUUAAGACAUCAUCGUGUGCAUGCAUGCCUACUUGCAGAUCAAAGAACUCAUCUUUUCUUUGAAGAGAGUUUUGGUAUUCACACAUAUACUCCAAAGUCCAUGGUUGGAGUACUCCAAAGUCUUCCCCUCCUCUCUUUCUUUGUGAAACACAAGGUGCUGCUGGCCUGUGCUAAAUCAUGGAGGAAUGCGUAAUAGAAUCCUUUUAAUACUCAAUUAAUUUACCCACAUGUUUUGAGCCUGGAUUUUGUAAUCAAAGGACAACACAAAGUGGGGGGAGAGACCUAUAUUGAGCUCUUUGGGAUUUUCAGAGAUUUUUGUGGGAGUGGGGAGGGUGUUACUAGAUGCUGCGAUAUGGAGCACAGAGCCAGAUGUAGGCUGAAGAGCAGAAAUUAAUUCUUCUUGUGGUUUUCCGUGUACGAGAUCCAUCCCAGUAUAUAAGCACUACGGUUUGGGAGGAGGCCAGUUGUUUGGAAAGCACAAGGUCUACAGAAAAAGACACCCAGACUUUUGUGGACUGUGGUAGAUGAGGACAGGGGGAGACUGCGAUUUGGGGAGAGUGUAUCUUGUUCUAAGUAAAGCUUAAUUCCACAGAAACAGAAAAGAUGUUUGACUUUCUAGGAAAUGGCACUGCUGUUCAGAUUGCAAGUUACUCAACCUCACAAUUACUUAGGGUCAUGCAAACAGACCGAUAGCCCAUUCUAGUCCAAAGCACCGAUGUCCACAAAAACCGGACGGAUGAUUCAAGGAAGCUUCCAGGCAGGGCAUGAAGGCACUUAGCUCUUCCCCACUUUGUUUUGAUCCUGCAAAUGCAUCUCUAGCUCAUCUUUUUGGUUAACUGUGCAAAUCGUUCCUGGCAUCCUGAAAACUCAAAGAGUUACAAAGGCACUUCUCCAGUUGUGCACUCUGUGGAGAAUUCUGCUGCAAAAACCACCUUUGAAAUAUACUCAGAGUCGCAAAGUGAUUUCAUGCUCUUUAUUCAGCUCAUAGUGGUGAGGAGCAAUGAUGAUGUCCCCUCAAAGUAUCUGCUUUAUAUACAUUAUUUACACAAUGGGCUGCACAUGAUUGGCUAAUUCCGGAAUUCUACUGUAAGCCAGUCAGGUUGUGGAUUCACUUCUAUCUGGAGCAUGAUUGGGUGGUUCCUGCCAACCAAUCAUACUGCUGCAUUGUUCUAGGACCAAUCAGACUGCUGCAUUCUGAAUCCUAUUGUUCUAGGACCAAUCAGACUGCUGCAUUUUGGACCCUAUUGUUUUAGGACCAAUCAGACUGCUGCAGUUUGGAUCCUAUUCAACUCAGUACAUAACAACCUUCAUGCCUAUAGCUACCUAGAGUGAUGUGCAGAGAAGAUGUUAGGAUCUUCCAAAUAACUCCUUCAAGGGAGCAUCUGAGGCCACUGUAACUGUUUUUGUUCUUCGGGAAAUGAUAUAACCACAAAGCCAGGAUUCCCAAGAACUAAAAGGGUGGAGAUCUUGGAGGGUGAUGGAGAACUUGGUGCUGCUCCCUUAGGUUCCAAUAUUCCCAGAAACUGCAGAGAAGGAGGAGCCAGGAGAUUUGGAAUAUUACCAAAAGAAAAAUACAGCAGAUGAAGGGCUUGUGGCAGAGGGGGGGGGGGACCUGGCACCCUACUCUGCUACCUAUUUGCACAAUUCAUGUAGCAGUAUAGAGCAUUCGCAGCAAAACCUAACUGCCUUUUGCAAUACUACUUUUGCUGCUUCCCGUUCAAUACCACCAGCCUAGUCCCACACAAGUUAGGGAGGGAUCCAUGCAUGUGGAAAGCUACAAGUUCACUCCUCUAUACCACUGGUACAAGCAACCAUUCAGUAUUUCCCAACUCACUACAGUUUUUCUGUUCCAUUUUUCCAGAUUCCAGAUCAGGCUAAUGCAGCCGCAAAGGCUCCACUUGCAGUUGCAGGCACUGAUUCUAAAUCUAUCAUGUGUGCACAAUACAUUGAAAGCACAGUCCCCAAGAAUCCUGGGAACUGUAGUUUAAGGGUGCUGGGACCUCUACAUGUGAAGUGUAAAUUACAACCCCCAAGGUUCUUUGGGGGAAGCCAUGUACCUUUAAUGUAUGGUGUGGGUAUGAUGUAGUCAUUCUCUGCACUGGAGAAGAGACUCUUAGAAGGAGAUAAGAAAACAUUUCUCUGAGUUGGCAUUUUGCUUUCAGGAAGGAAAAACCUAAUGAGACAGAAAGUUUCCAUCAGUGAUUUGUGAUUUCCCACUAGAAUGGAAAAUGCUUAUAUAUGCGUGCACCGUAUAUAUAUGGUCUGGGCACGUGAGAGAGUUUUCUUGUACAGUAAUAAACUACAUUUUAAAGUUUUGGCAAAGCCAGUAGAAUAGCAGAGCAGUUGAGGCUUGUGUCACUGCAUGAAGCAAACUGCUUCCUUGGAACUCAUGUUUCCAAUUGCCUAAAAGCACUUGUUUAUGUUAUCUAUUAGGCUUUCCCUUCAGAUGCGAUGAAAUUAUGAAAUAGCCAGCCAAUGACUCUAGGAAACGUAGUGUUUUGGGGCACAUAGCACAUUUGAAUUUGGGGCUGUGUGUGUGUUUUAAGCCUAUUGAUCCUUUCACUGACUGAAGAUCCCUCCAGGAAACCCCUUGUUUUUAUUCCAUGCCUCCCAAUUGCACCUGAGGCUGCUACCACCCCACUGGAUCAUUCCAGCACCUCCCAGGGCAUGGUAUGGCUCUAGCCCUAGCUUUCUCCAUGAGUUUGAUGGCUGAGGGGAGGUUUAAACCCUGGAACCCGAGGUCCUAUUCCAACAUUCUUAACACUACACCAUACUGGCUUUCACACUCACAAACAAGCACACACACCAGCGGGAGUGUCGGCAUUGGGGGUGUAGAUUUCACCCUAACAUUUUGUCCAAAAAAACCUAUCCCCCAGGAGUGACAAACCGCUCUCAACCUAGGCAUCAGAAACAGAGGCGUUCCUGUCUUUAUUGCCAGUAGAAGACGCCAACCCAAACUCUUCCCCUGUUGCCUCUGCAAGAACUUUCCAGUAGUAAAAAAGGGAGGUUCGAACAAUAAAAGAAAUAGAGGGGGAGGGCAGGCCUUCUCAGGCCAUAAAAAUUAUAUUGGACAUCAGCUCAGUGAAUGAAGAUGCUGUCAAAUGACUGGCAAAGCAAACAUUGCCAUGUUUCUUCUCAUGUUGAGAUCAUGCGACUUACCUUUAAAUCCAAUUCUAUUGGGAUUGUCCUCUUCACUCCUUUAAACACACUCUAAACAAAAGCUACAGAAUUAUUCCUGGUAGUCGCAUGUAGUUCUUUCUAGGGAAAUAUUACCUCUAUACUUGUCAACACUCCUAGGAAAGGGUGAUGUAGUAAAUGGAUAGAGGUGUCAUAAGUAGGUGAGACACGCGGCAAAUCCAGUGAACGCUAUAGUAAACACAUGGGCUGUGCACACACCAUACAUUUAAAGCCCAUUGUUCCCCCCCAAAGAACCCUGGGAACAGUAGUUUACCUGUCAUAGAACUACAAUUCCCAGCACACUUCACAAACUACAGGUGUCCACAAUUUUGGGGGGGGUGCAUAGAGGGCACACACCAGUGGCUUUUGGAGCUGCCGGGAUCUCCGUGGAUUCCAACACCUUUUUCUUCUGUUAAGCUUUGGGGUAUCCUCCAAGGAGACACAGGGGAGGGGUCCACCAGAGGAUACCUCAUCCGAGGCUCCCUCAAACCCUCAGCUCUGUGGCUCAUAUAGGGAUGACUGAGAGAUUUGAUUCAGUUUGCUUUUUAAAAUUUGCACUUUCUAGAACAAGAUGCAAACUGAAACACAGGACAUUGCCAUAUUUUGCAGUGCACUGCUUUGGCCAAGCAAUGUGUGCAAAACUACACAUGCUAGUGUAAAUGCGCCCAAGAAUCCAUAUAUUUGUGAAAAUAACAUACAAAAAGGUGUUACUAAAUGUUAGGGGAAAUGGACAUAUGAGGGGAAAUAUGCCUUGCACAUUAUCCUUGCAUGAGAGUCAUAAUUACAUCUCUGGGUAGGAACUGGAAUGUUUAUAUUCAGUGCAUUGUCCUCCUUGAUCUCUCUGUGGAAACAGCAAUGACAACUUUGAUAUAACUACCGCUGCUCAAGCGACGCAAAAGGAAACCUCCAGAAGGCUUUGUGAAAACACUGGGUUCUCUGCAAAGAUUUAGAUGUACGGGGAAGAUUAUGCAACUGGGGCAUGUGUGUCCAUAAAGGUGUGGUUUGUUACUAACACAGGGACAGUAGCUCUUCAGUGAACCGGAGAACCGUUCAAUCCGCGUUCACCAUGCAGCCAUCAAUCAGAGGUCCGUGGAGUAAGUAAAGCAAGAGUAAGUAAACAUCUAUUGCCUGUUCAGUUGAAUGGAGGCUUUUUGUGGAGAAGGGUCAGUAGAUUGCUAUAUGGAGCCUCCAGGCUGAGAGGCAGACUACCUCUGAAUAUGCUGAGUAAGUUGGGGAGACUACCACAGAAAAGAGCUUAAUCAAUCUUCCCCUCUCUCCAAGCAGCCUUUGCAUUUCAACCAAAGCCUCCAGAUGUGCUGCUGAGGCAUCCUCAAAGGAAACCUGCAGGCCAUGUCUUCUGCCUUCGAAGAACAUGAAGUGAAAAUCAUGUCCCCUAUUUUCUCUCUCACACACACUCAGAUGCAAGCUGGCUAGGGAGGGAAUCAGGGGUGAGACCUGAGAGAGCAAGCAGACCCAUUAAGAACACAUGGUUCUGAUGGACUUUGGUAGGGUGGGUGAUCAGAGCCCACCCCUACCUUAAUUUUUGUGUCUGAAGACUUGCUUGAUAUUUGAGAGAGAGAAAAUGUCAAAUGGACUCUUAAAAGGGAAAAGCAAAGAUCUGUCUGGUAUAGAGAGUAAAGAAUCUGGUUGUAAUUCAUAGACACAUAUUACUCAGGCAUGAGCCAAGGGUGGUGCAACUUCUUUUCUGCUUAUUUAUUUAUUUUGUCACCAUCCUGAACAUUUCCCAGACACCCUCUGGUUUUCACAGUGCUGAUGUUAGCUUGCGGUGAUGAGAGAGGAUCGCUCUGUACUGAACGAAGAAACGCACAGGAAGAGAAUUGGCCACAGAUCCAGGAGCUCCUCACCGCAGUUGGGUUUGCAAUCUAUCCUCUCUACCCUGUGCUGCUGGCUCUUUGUCCAGGCACCAAAACAAAACCUUCAAAACCUUGCUGUGUCUGUUGUGCCUCUUGGGAAGUCUGUGGCUUCUGCCUCCCCUCUUGUGGGGAGUGCUUGUGGGGAGCCAUUGUUGUCCGUCACUGAUGGGGACACCGCGAUCAAUCAUGCCGUGGAGCCGUCCCAAACAACAAACUCGACACCGCAGUCUCACUGUGGUCUUGCUUAGAAGCUGCAGUAUAUACUCUGGGAUGUACACCAGAGACAAUACCAUGGCGGUUUAGACCUUGAGUCUGCAUUUCCUUCCAGUAGCUGCCAUAGAAGGAAUACAAGGGAUUUUCAUCAGCUUGCACAGCUCAAUCUCCUAGUGAGCAGCAUCCAUGCCAGUCAGUCUAGCAGUGAUGUGGAUGACCACACCUUCUGGUCAUCACCCCUGGCUUCGCAUGACCACGGAAGUACUAUGGUCAUGAGGCACAAAGAAGUAUUGUUGCUUGCAUUUUUCAGCAGCACCUAAGCCACCAAGGUAACGUCUGAAUCAGCCCUCUCUUGUCAUGAGGAAGAAUUUUUCUUUUCCUUAUUGGGUCAAUGCAGCAUGAUCACAAAGUUAAGGUUCAACUCAAGAGGUUGAAUCCAACAAAGCAACAGGCAAGGAGAAAUAUUUCCAUUCCUGCAACAGAACUUGCCCUCUCUCUCCUCCUGCAUGCAGCCUCCCACCUCCCCAAAAAAAGUGCUCCACAGAGUACUCCAGAGCAGAUUGUGUGUGUUUGUGAGUGUGUGUGAGAGAGAGUAUAGGCAAUGUAGGGUAGUUCUGCUUUGUGAGCAGUUGUGCUUCUGCAACAACUUUGUUGGACAUUCAACCAAAUGGUUGGCAUCAGAGCUGGCUCAAUUCAUUUUGCUGCCUGAAGUGGAACAGCAAAUCUCUUCCUCCCCGUCCGCCACUAUCCCAGGUGUGCCUCAUCUUUUCCUCUGGGUGGUGGGGAAGUUUGGGCUCGCUGGGGGCAUCUUGGCCAACAACUCCCCAUCUCUACCCUGCAAACACAAAAAACCUGGAGCUGGCACAGUCCAAACUAGUAAUACCAUGUUUGGGACAGCUGCUUUUUGAGACAACUGCCACCUGAAUUUGUCUUUUCAUAUAUAUUUGUAUAUAUUCCCCAUUUCCCUUUCCCAACCAAAAACAUGAGAUCUGGCAAUUUGCCUUCUCUGUUUGUAGCGCCAGUGUUUUCCCUGGCAGCUGUCUCUGUCAUUUUCUAUCUUUAGUUUUGGAUUUCAAGCAGUGGUUGGGAUGUUUACCCAUCAAUAGCCCUAGAUUCCUGGAGGGAGGAGGUUGAAAUUAGGAACUAUAAAUUAUCCAGACAAGACAAGGCAGGCACAUCGUAAGCUGCGCACUUGCCAGUGUUGAGAAGAGGAUCCUACUCCUGGCAGGCACUAAGUAAAUAACAGGCUUUGACUUGGAGCUUCAUUGCCACCGCUGAUCUCAGUAGCUCUCAUAAUUAACAGACGAACUCACUGACCUCAGUGGCUCCUUGUCAGGCUGAAACAUGAGUCAUUCCCAGCCUGUGUGCUGUGAAAUCUUGUGUACACUUCCCUGGGAGUAGGUCCACAGUGCAACUCAACUUCUCGGGAGAUGCAUAUAGAAUCGUAUCGAAAAUCAUUUAAGCAGCAGCUAUCAGAAGUUUGGAAGACGUUGGUUUAUGGCGAUAGCAUCUGGAAAUAGCACGGAGAUGAAAGUACAGAUUGUGGAGACCUUGAAGUCCAAUCUUCAGUUCCUGGGGCAGUAACACAAGAUGGCUCCCCCCUUUGCUUGAAUGUAUAGGGGGAUGUACACAGAAAGAUAGAGUUGCCUCUUACAUUAAUCGGGGAGGCCCACUUGUAACAAAUCAGUGCCACCCUGAAUUCACUUGGAAGGAUGGGGUACAAAUUUAGCACAUAACAAUAAAAUAAUAAAAUGUAUUGGGGCAUGCACGAGGAUCAGGUAGCUUGGUUCUGUUGAAAGUCAUGUUACUUUUAUAGUUACCAUGUGAGAUAUUACCGUAUUUUUCGCUCUAUAGGAUGCACUUUUUCCCUUCUAAAAAGUAAGGGGAAAUGUGUGUGCGUCUUAUGGAGCGAAUGCAGGCUGCGUGGCUAAGCCCAAAGCCAGAACAGGGAGACGGAGCACUGCGCAGUGCUCCGUCUCGCUGUUCUAGCUUGGGGUGAGCUGCGCAAAGCCUCCGCAGGGCAGCGGGGUGAAGGCACCCUGCUGCUCUGCGGAGGCUUCAAAGGCUGUCCCCGAAGCCAGAAUAGCAAGAGGCUAUCCCAGAAGCCAGAUCCCUCUUGCUGUUCUGGCUUAUGGGGUUCAGAAUUUUUUUCUUCUUGUUUCCUCCCCCCCAAACUAGGUGCGUCUUAUCGUCCGGUGCAUCCUAUAGAGCGAAAAAUACGGUAUUUCUUUGUAGAAAAGACUGAGGAAAUCUGAAUCUCAAUUCCUGCUGUGCAUGCAGGAAUGCACAACAGGGAUCUCAAUUCCUCAGUUCUUUUACCUGUGAAAUGGGAAGGACAAAGUUCAUUAGCCCUUUUCACACUUAUAACUGCUAAUUGUAUUAGCAAGCCCCACUUGUUUUGUGACAUUUCAUCACAGCAUGCUUGUUCUGUUUCUCCACCUUUAUAUCUUUGCAUAUGAGGAUGGAAGUACAAUUAUUUCACCUGCUGCUCGCAGCAGUGAUGGGGCUAAAGGGGCACAAAAAGGAGGGCUCUGCUGUCUCUGCUGCCACCAUGCACUCCUGGCCUCAGGAAAAGGGAGAUGGGUAAGCAUUGGGCUCUAUGCUGGCACCUGGGCUUUAGCACAUUUCCAGCUGAACCACUGACACUGGGGCUAACGGAUGCAGUUACUGCAUUAGCAGUUAACCCGGCUAAUUUGAAAGGCGACAUUUUCAAGGCAGAGCUUUUUAUUGCUAUCUUCCAGUAGAUGGUGCCAUCUACUGGAAACUGGGUGAAAGCGUAAUGACCAUUGUAUGUGAAGGUAGAAUUCACAAGUCAGUAAAGGGGCUCGUGCAGAUCCUUUAAAAAAAAAAAUAGAAUGAAAUUAAGCACUCAACCUGAUUUGCUUGCACAAAAUUUAUGUGGAGGUCAGAUGAUGCCAACUCUAUUUAGCAUUCAUCCUGAUUUGCUUCUGAGUUCUACCAUCAGUAAUUUACCCUAUACUUUUUAGUGCAUUGCCCUGUCACUCCCCUAACUGCAAAUAAGUCCUUUAAAAAAGUGGAUUUGUUGCACCAGAGUGCUUUAAUUCUGCUUUAAUUGGGCAAACUGACAUGGUCAGCAUGCAACUGAAUCGCUCCUGCAAAACACUGACCACAGUCCCUUCCUCUCAUAAUUGGCCUGUCAUGAUUGAAAACGUAUCGCUUUCUCCCUCCUUCUUUUGGCUUACACCAAUGACUUCAGGAGCUUGUCUUCACUCUUAUUUCUUUCAUGACUGAAGUUUCCCAAGCAAAAGCAUUAGCGAUCAGAAUAAGUGUUGCAAAAUCUGAACUGUUACAUAAAAACAAAACACCUUGAAGGAGCUCACUGCCUUUGCUUGUGAAUUAACCUACAUGCAGGGAGCGGCCUUCACGCCUCGCAGUGGAGUGAUGUUCCUCCAGCCUCAUGAGGAGCCUCUUUUGUGGGGCUAGCGAGUCUGGACCUAGGCCAUGUGGAAAGGGUCUAGCAGGGUGUGGCCUUCACGCCCCACAGCCAGGCAAAUUUAUUUCAUACCACACCAUAUGGCAGCCAUUUUGUGUUUUGCUAUGUUCUCAUUGAUAGCCAAUUGGUGGACUGACCCAUGUAGCACUUUCCCAAAAUUGGCCUGGCUCCGUAUAAGGCAGCUUCCUCUAUUCUUAUCAUAUGAAAUACCCCACUUUGUAUAUUAAUAGGAGCACAGGAUGUUCUGCAUUUAUAUCCUAAAAGGUGGGGGGGCGAAUAUCUUGAGUGAUAUGUUCAAAUGUGUUUUUACGCUUGGGGGGCUGCUGCGUCGCUUAUUCCUGAACCUUUUCUUCCUUCCAAAUGCCCUGAAGAUCCAUUGCACACCUUGACUUGCAUGAAACCUCCUCUCUCUUAUUUGCUCAGUGAACCAGACGGGGAGAAGGAAAGAAUGAAGGAAAACAGAAAUCCGGCCUGAUUACGGAGGUCCCUGUCAAGAGAAUGGCCAAGAUCUCCUCAGGUGAGGAUGAAAGGAUAGGCAGGGAAAAGCAAAGAGCCCCUGAAAACAUCCCCCCACUCGGGAAGAACUUAUCAGCCAAACCCCUGCACGGAAGUGUAUCUGCAUGAAGACGGUCAGCACCUUUCUAUUGGAUGGGUGUCACUGAGCAGAGUUUUCAAUGGAGAUGGUGUAUCCGGAUUAAGUGGGGGAAACGGAAUGGGGGAGCAUUUGGGUGUGGAUGAUGUCAUGCAGAUACAGAACUGGACUUGCGUCUUUGACAUAGCAGUUCGAAAGCACGUCAACGUGCAAGUAGAUAAAUAGGUACCGCUCCGGUGGGAAGGUAAACGGCGUUUCUGUGCACUGUUCUGGUUUCGCCAGAAUGGCCACAUGACUCGUAAAAACUGUCUGCGGACCAACGUCGGCUCCCUCGGCCAGUAAAGCCAGAUGAGUGGCGCAACCCCAGAGUCGUGACUGGACUUAAGUGUCAGGGGUCCUUUACCUUUACCUUUUUAAAAGCACUGCACACUGCCAUGUGAUGUGAAAGUGCUUCAUCUUAUCAAUGGUCACAACUCCUGAAAUGAAUGGAUGGCUCCAAUUCUCCAUUUGCUGCCUUCCUUCAAACAUUAACAUUUGUGUAUGUUCUAAGAUGUUUAAAAUAGUCAAAAAGAUGACAGCUUUUAAUUCUUCCGAAUUUGAUACCUACUUUAGAUUUUUAAAGGCUGACUCCCAAAGUUAUUUCAGGUGAAAUAGAUGGAUUUAGACCCAUUGCUUGGCCGAAUGUUAAACACACACACACACACACACACACACACACUUCAGUGGAAACUGCAUGCAGCUGAGCAGCUCACAUUCGGAGCAUCAACACAGAAAGGAACAGAAAGAAAGCAACACAAAUAUUUUGACGGAAGUGUCUUAGGAAAGCGAUUUUAAAUCAUUGACACCUAGGUUCUGAAAAUGGUAUUGCCUGUAUUGGUGUGAGGGAUGGGGUCCCAUGGCACAAAUUCCAUGUUGUCCCAGUGCAAAGGAAAAGAGCUAAGAUCUUCUCCCUUACUAUAAUGUCCAAACAAGAUGGGAUGGGGAAGAAGAAUGAGAGGUUUGUAGAGAGUCUUCAAUAAUUUUGCCAAGGAAAUUCUUAUGGUUCAGGGCUUCACUCUGUUAGCCUUUCUUGUACAGUGGUGCCCCGCAAGACGAAUGCCUCGCAAGACGAAAAACUCGCUAGACGAAAGAGUUUUCCGUUUUUUGAGUCGUUCCGCAAGACGAAUUUCCCUAUGGGCUUGCUUCGCUAGACGAAACGUCUUGCGAGUUCUUGUGAGUUUGUUUCCUUUUUCUUAAAGCCGCUAAGCCGUUAAUAGCCGCUAAGCCGCUAAGCCGUUAAUAGCCGCUAAGCCGCUAAUAGCCGCUAAGCCGCUAAUAGCCGUGCUUCGCAAGACGAAAAAACCGCAAGACGAAGAGACUCGCGGAACGGAUUAAUUUCGUCUUGCGAGACACCACUGUACAUGGAGAUCCUUUAUGAAAGGCAUUCAGGCCCAUCAAACAAAUCUGUACUGAGAUACACAUACUGUAUCACCAUUUUUACUGCUGGAACUGCUCUGAAUCUGACUUCAGGAAGAACGUGUUUUAACUGCGCAGUGUCCUGGAAAAGACACUCUGUAUUGGGAAAGAAAGGAACUGAGUUCCCUCCCAUUUUACACUUUCCUGAUGUUCCAAAUGACCAGUACCUUGGAGUUAUGAUUUGUGUUGUUGUCAGGAUUCUAACUGGCCUGUAACUGACCUAAGAAUUCUGCAGAGCAGUUGCGGCUGUGGCUGGCUGCUCAGGCGAACGUCAGCUCAGUGGCCAGCAGCUCAGUCUUCUUGAGGCUCAGGAACACCUAGCAAAUACCUGCUCUGUUCCUGGCACGCUAGACUCUAGCUGAGAAAGGCAUUUCACGUAAGUUUAUGGAUUAAACAUUCCUCACUAUGCCAUCAGGUGUGUUUAUGCUCAGUGGAAAAGGAUAGCUGCAGUAAAGGUAAAGGGACUCCUGACCAUUAGGUUCAGUCGUGACCGACUCUGGGGUUGCGGCGCUCAUCUCACUUUAUUGGCCGAGGGAGCCGGCAUACAGCUUCCGGGUCAUUAUUAAGCCACUUCUAGCAAACCAGAGCAGCGCACAGAAACGCCGUUUGCCUUCCCGUCAGAGCGGUACCUAUUUAUCUACUUGCACUUUGACGUGCUUUCGAACUGCUAGGUUGGCAGGAGCAGGGACCGAGCUCACCCCGUUACGGGGAUUUGAACCGCCAACCUUCUGAUCGGCAAGUCCUAGGUUCUGUGGUUUAACCCACAAAACAGCGAAAUCAUGAGCAGCUUCCCAUCCACAACAGGUUGCUGAGGUUCUGGCCAUUUUCUCAGGAACAAUGCAACAGUAGAUUAAAUCAGUAGCAGUUUGCUGGAAGAAAGUAUGUGUGGAUCAGAUGUCUCUACCUAACCAGGGGGUGGGAGAGAGCAGGGGAACUCUCUCUUUUGCUGUUUCUUUCUGUGCAUGGAAGGAAGAAUGCAGGAGGGAGGAUGUCCUUCAAUGACUAGACAUGCUUGUUAUUCCCUCUCUCACUGCAUCUUGUCUUCUCUUUUGUUUCCAGGAUGUCUGCCAAGGUCUCCCCUGCUCCCCUCCUCUCCAAACCCCCCAUGCAGGUGAAAGAAGGCUCCCUGGUGGUCAGGUGGCUGAGAUUAGUGUCCGGUCUCCAGUUGUGUGCAUUCCUGAUAGAUAUUGUGGCCUGGAUUUUGUGCAUUGCCUCAACAGCCGUUGUCAACUGGCGAGUGUGGCGUGUGGAAAACAUCAAGGGGAUUGGCUCUGGAAACAUCUGGAUUGGAAUCUGGCAGGUCUGUUUUUUGAAAGACCCUUCUAACGACGGAAAUUAUUAUUACCAUUGUGAAGAGCUCCAUGAACAACAUCCAACCCUCCCGAGGGAAAUUUUUAUUGCUCAGGAUUUAAUGGCAUUAGCUGCCAUUAUGAAUUCAGUGGCCCUGGGAUUAAUUUCAUUUGCCUUGUACAAUGUGUUUAAGCCCAGAAAACAUAAGGAUUUUCUCUUAACCUUUUUUGGGCUUGGAGCUCUGCUGAACUUACCAGCAGGGAUACUCGUCCUGAUUUCCGUGAUAUGGAACAUGUCUGCCGUCUUACAAAAUGGGGAAAUUGACUUCCCUGAAACUUUUGAAUUGCCUCAAAUUCCCAGCGAGCAGCACAUUGGACCUUCUAUUUAUCUAGGCUAUAUCGCUGCAGGUUUCCAGCUGCUGAGUGCAGCAUUGGUUGGGAUUGAGAGAUGUUGCAUCAGGACCACUGCAAGCAAGAGUCUAACUACUUGUACAAAGUGUGGUUCUCUCCUGGAUCUCUCCUCCGCAGUUGAGAUGGAGGAAAGCUGUGCAAGUGAUCUUGUAAUUCCAGAGGAAUCCUGCGUAGUAGAGAUGGAGUAAAGCCGUAUGCCCCAAAGCUCACCUGAAGGACAUCAAAGCCAACCUGAUGUCCCCAAACAUACAAUUAUAUAUGUGAUUCGCUUCAACUGUAAAGACUAAACUAUCAGAUCCAGAUCCACACACAUCGCUCCAUACACGCAUGGAUCUGCGUGGAUCGGGAUAUGAUAGUUUUGUUUUGGGACUUCAGGUGGGCUUUGAUGUCCUUCAAGUGAGGAGGCCUCUUUUUUAUGACUAGUAGUUAUUUAUUUAUUUAUUUAUUUAAGAUUUUGUUGAUUUACAAAAGUGUGCAAUGUCUCUCUCUCAUGUCCCCCCCCCCCCCAUGUAACACUUUUACAAAUCAUUUUCAUUUGUUGAGGGGGG
This is a messenger RNA of Podarcis lilfordi (Lilford's wall lizard), 22258 nucleotides long. Lineage: Eukaryota; Metazoa; Chordata; Lepidosauria; Squamata; Lacertidae. The record is from the annotation of a GenBank genome assembly.